GAUUCCAAAGAUUAAGUUAGGCGAAAAGAAAAAUUGGAAAAUAGGCGCAUUUCGCAAAACAAAGAAAAAAAUGACACAAUUUGACCUCCAACCCGGUACCUUGUAGCGGUCGACCCGGCGGGUGCGUGCAGCCCGUUUUUCUCACUGGGUCAGGGUCAAAGUGGGUCAACCCGUGGGUCGACCCGCUGGUUGACAACCUUGCAAUUAAGUAGACAUAGUAUCUCACCCCAAUCCUCACACCUCCCUCAUCAUCACAUCCCCCUCGGGGAAAGUUAAUCUGCUAACUUGAAAAUUCGUUAGCAGAUACUAACUGAUAUCCAAAUUAUAUGAACUAAUAUCCAAGUACUAAAGUAUCUAGAGAGUACAGACUAGUAUUAAAGUUUGCUAACUGAUAUCCACCAUGAGUCAACUAUUAUCCCAAAUUCACAAACUAAUAUCUAGACAACACAUAAUAGUAUCCAAACAACACAUAAUUAGUAUCCAGAUAACACAUGAGAGUAUUCAGAUAACACAUAAGAGUAUCCAUAUUGAAUACUAGUUGGUUGAUUGUGGAUAUUAGUUGGUAUCUGCUAUCUAGAUACUAGUUUGUGAUGUUUUGAAUAUUAGUUUGUGAUAUCUAUAUACUUAACAGACUUGGAUAUUAGUUCAUACAUUUUGGAUAUUUGUUAGUAUAUCCUAACGUAUUUUCAAGUUAGCAAGAUUAACUAGGCUGCUCUCAAUUCAACCAUCGCAUCUCUCCGUCUAUUCUAGAAUCCCCAAACUCGACCAUUGACUCCUCUCCCCAUCUCCCCAGGGGCGGAGGGAGAGGGCAAAUGGGUGGGUCCCGGGACCCACCCUAGCUCGGGAAAAAAGGACUAAAUUAGGUAUAACAAUUAAUUGAUUCGGAAAAUUAGAGUAUGUUUAAUUGAUAAUCGUUGAUCGAAAGGUUUUGUGUUCUAGUUUUGACGACCUCAUUCAUUAAGCACAUAUAGUAUUCGAAUUUGUGCAAACUUAAAUUCCACAUAAUUUGAUUUUCUUAUAACGGGGUAUGUUGGUAAAUGGUAUAAAAUAUAUUAUUGAACUUCAACCAACAACUCUAGUUAUUGAUACUAUGGUUAUUGACAAAAACAUAAUUCGAAAGCGAACAAAUAACUAAAUCAUGAAUAAUUAUUUGUAUAAGAUUCAUUAUUAAACCUAUAGUAAAUAAUUAUUGGCAAAUAACAUCAUUCGAAAGCGACCGAAUAACUAAAUUAUGAAUAAAUGUUUGGUAUAUAGAGAGAGUGAUAUUCUUAAUAGUUUUGACUAUUAAUGUAUUUUAUUUUAUAAAAAAUUUUAAAUAUAAAAUUAUAUUAUGAAUAAUUAAAAAAAUUAACAAAAGUUAUUUCAUCAUAUAUAUUUUUUCAAAGUGGACCCACCCUGGUCGAAAUCCUGCCUACGCCCCUGCAUCUCCCUGAUUCCCCAAAUCUCGACCAUCAUCUCCUCUGCCUUCAGCGACAUGCUCGAUUGGAAUCAUAUCUCGAAGCUUCAAUCUCGACGGGAAUUAGAUCUCAAAUCAUAUCAGAAUUGGUGGUCGCCUGGUCGGAGCUUCAAUCUCCUGUCAGAUCCAGAACCAUUAAGGCCUCCACGAGUUCCGCCGCAUGCAAGCCCGGACUCGGAGCGUCUUCCUCACUAAGUUCUCCUUCUCCAACGUCGAUCUUCUCCUGCCAUCGUCGUUUGUUUAUUCCAUUAGGUGGUGCCGGCUGCAUGUGGUUGUCGACGAUGCGAUUGAAGAGAAGAGCAGCGGCGCACCUACUCUACUUGAUCGUCGACCAGUGGCGAUGGGGGCAAGAUCGGCGGUGUGAGGUGGAUGUCGCUUGCCGAUGGAGUUGAACAGAGAGUUUAGAGACUCUUUCUUAGUUGGUUAGGUUUAGUAAUGGUCGUUGAGAAUUGGGCUAAGGCAAUAGGCAUAGGGUUCAGUUGGGCUUUGGCCUCAACUGGAAGCUGAGUGUGGGUCUGUAGGAGAGAGUAUUGGGCUACAGGGCUAAGUCCAAUAGCCCCCACCACAUGUAAGUAUGUAACAUAGUUUGGUUUAUUGGUUUGGAAUUUCGAUUUGGUCGAGAGGACCCUGGGUUCCGAAUUAAGCCUAUUUCCUUUCUGAAUUCCUAAUCGAAUACCACAUGAUUCGAUUUUAGUUGGUUUCGGUUCGGUUCGGAGAGUCGAACCCCGAACUGAAUGUCCACCCCUACACUAAAGUAUCUGCUCGGAGACCGGAGUAGUGGGUCAGCAGGCUUCUAUCUGUGUGGCACCGUAUCCAUUUGGCUCUCCUUCGCAUUUACAAUUGUUGCCAUUCUUUCUUUCAACUACCAAAAUUGGAAUCCUUUUUUUCCUGAAAAACAAAAGUAAAACUUAUAAGAAAACGCAAACUAAAAUAUGUUCGAAUGUUACUUAAAUUGCAAUUUUCGUGGGUGUCUUUGCUUAACUUAACACAAAUAAUGGCAUUAAAUGAGACUUAUAUAUGUUAUUGUCUGUAUGUUAAAUAGUAUUUGAUAUAAUUUUUAUAUAUAUAUAUAUAUAUAUAAUACAAUUAUUUUUUCAUAUUUUCGGGUUAAACCGGGCUAAACAAAUUAGCUAACUAACCCUCAAAUUACUAGCUCAACCGGGCCAAUGAUGUGUUAAACCGGGUUGACAACAUUGUUGCUAUCUAAAUAUUUAGGGUUAAUAUAUUUGUAUGGCGCGAACUUUUCACAUAUUAAACAUUCUGAUCAAUUUUUUCGAUCUAUAACUUUGUGGUCUAAACUAUGCAUCAAAAUUACGAAAUUAACCAAACCCGAGAUUUGACCGUUAUCUUGGACGGUCAAACGUGUUAACUAACGACCAACACGCCACGUCAACACAAAUCACUUAAAAAUUUGUUUUUCCCCCACCUAUUAUCAUUUAUCUUUUUUAUUUUGAACAAAAGAAGAAGAAAAAUUAAAAAUAAAUGGUAAAAGGUGGAAAACCCAAAUUUUUAAGUGAUUUGUGCUGACUUGCCAGUGACAUGGCAUGUUGACCAUUAGUCAACGCGUUUAACCGGCCAAGAUAACGGUCAAAUCUCGAGUUUGGUCAAUUUCGUAACUUUGAUGCAUAGUUGAGGCCACAAAAUUAUAGAUCAAAAAGAUUGGACAUGAUGUUUAAUAUGUGAAAAGUUCGGGACAUACAAAUACAUUAACCCAAUAAAUCCAUUCUCAUAUGUGAAGGAUGAAAAUAACAUAAUAAUUUAAUGGAGUUUGGUACGAUGAGUGGGAAGUUAGGUAGUAUAUGAGCCAAAUUGUUCACAAGCGUCUCGACGUUCAGCUCGAAAAUAAUUUGUUAGACACUCGGCUCGUUAGCCAGUUAGACUCAGUGGCUUGUUGAGCUCAACUUACGAGUUAGCUCGUUUUGAUCUAUGAGCUGGCUCGACAAUAUGGCAGCAAACCGCUUCAACUAACAAUUAAUAUGAGAAUUGAUUAAUAGUUUAUCAUUGGUUUGUUGAUAAUUUAUAGGUUUGUUAGAUAAUAUAUCUCACCACGUAUAAUGUUUAAGAAUUAUAGCAUGGAAUUAAAUAUGUUAUGUAUCAUAGAUUGCCUAGAUACUAAUUACUGUUAAAUAACAUGAUAUGAACACUUAAAAGCGAUGAACUAAAUGAUAUGAUACUUUGGCUCGAGGUGAUCUCGCGGGUUAAUUGAUGAGCCGAACUCAAGUAGAGAUCAUGAGCUCAUUAAUGAGCCGAGCUUGUGUGUGCUCGAGACACAAGCCAAUGUUUUAUUAAACAAGUUUAGCUCGUUUAUUAACAAGCUAAGCAAAAGUUAUGUCAAAACUCGGCUCGGCUUGGCUCAUUUGCAAUCCUACCUUGGAAGCCACCAUAAGUUGGAGCAAAAUAUAGACAUCCUUAAAAAAUAUGGUUGAUCGAUUGAUACACAUUACAAAGGAAAAGAACGAUCAACCAAUCCUAUAGAAUAGUCGACUUGUCGAUCAUUAUCUUAUUAGUGUUGGAAUAGGAUUCCAUGACUACAAUGUUUCAAUAGACCCAUUUAGCCCCACUUAACAUCAACAAGAACCCUAUAAAUACUCAUCAACGUUAUUAGCUUAUCAAUAUCAAAAUUGUAAAAAAAUGUAGUUUUGGAGUUUGGCAAAGAAGAAAAGAUGUUGGAACAUCAAAUGGAGUUGUUCAUGCAGUAUCUAUAGAUCAACAAGCCGAUGGCGACAGUUGUUCACUUGACUUUGCAUGUGAAAUCACGGGGUUUUGGAUAUGACAAAAUCACCUGGGUAUGUUUCCCCUAGUACUUAGUUAGGCUGGCAUUGUUUCUCCCUAGUUUAUUUCACUCGAUAUUUUUACUGCAAAGAGUCUGAAAUUAGUUUGGAACCUAAAUUAAAGCAAUAAAAUCGUCUUGAAUAGACUACUCGAAGGGAGAUUAUCCUCAGGCAGAAUAUAAUUAUCAAGGAAAUACAACAAAGACUCCCACUACUAUAUUGAAAUCGAGUACAGAGCAGCCAAAGGAUUCACCAACAUGUGGGGGUAUCCACCUACACGCUAGAGUGGUUACCUCGGAGCUUCAAGGAGAAAUCAAGAUGGUGGAGUUUAGGAUUUGGGUUCUAUUACUGGCUCGCACUCUAACUACAACUUCUCAAUCAAAGGCCAAGUUUAACCAACGACCGGGUGUAGUAUAGGGUAAGCAAGUAAAAAAAAUAUGGAACCACGGGUCUCAAGGUGUACCUUACUUCGGGUUAAGAUUUCUUUAUCUAGCCAACCUAGAAUAGUGAUUAAGCUAACUAACCUAACUACACUACCCUAGUUAACUACAAGUUGUGGAGCUCUCUUAACUUCAAUCCCCCUAGUUCUAUCAUUCAGAUCGAUGUUACGUACCAUCCUAGCUCGACCGAAUCAAUUUCUCUACCAAUAGGAGAUAGAUACCCUCGGGUAUUGACCCGGAACGACAUAGCGAUGAAUUGGUAGUGUUCUAUACAACCUAGGGAAAACAUAUGCAGUCAAGAGGUCGAUCGAAUAGUCAAAUUGUCUUCCUCGGUGAUUAACCCGGAAUGACAUAAGAUAGGAUUGACCCUAAUUGCCAAGAAUGGGCCAAAAGAGGAUUUUCUCCCUCCUAGGUCAAAAACCAAAUUGAGAUGAAUUGGAAUCAACACUCAUGCAAUUCAUGAUAAACAUCAAUCUACUAAACAAAAUGAACAAUCAAACAUAGGAUUCAUCACAUACAUCAACAAUCAAAUCAAAAUCUAGACCUGGGGUUCUUCAACCUAAGAGAAGAGAGCUAAUUCAUAGAGAAGAGGAGAGAGAAUAUAGUAUAGCCCUAGCAUCCUCCUAGGUAACUCUUUCUCUAGAAUUCCCCAUUGGGAGUUUUAGGGUCAAAACCCCAGCUCCCUUCUCCAAAACCCCUUGAUGUCAAUUUAUAUUUGUAGCAGGGAAGAGAUCACGGUUUGGGGGUGAUUCUCACGGUCGUGAAGUGUGCAAAUCGUGAUCUUGGUCCAAAACGCACCGGUUUGGGCUAUCUUCCCGGUUUUGGUGUUAUUUUCACUCCCUCCAUGCCAUGAAGUCUGACCAUGACCGCGAGAUGAGCAUAGGCUUUUGAAAAAAAGGCUAUCUUCACGGUUUGGGGGAGAUUAUCACUCCCCUUGACGUGAUAUUAACACCCUACAUGUGAACCUUGCACAAGCUCCACUUUUUGGCUUGUUUUGACCUCUGAAUGGCCCGAAACUCGUUCUCGACCUUCCAAUAGGUAGUAGGAGCUGAAUGUGACAAAAAUAACACAAACUGGCAUAAAAAAGUCGAGAGAUGAUGAAUACUAAGUCAAACAAUCAAGAUAUGAGGGGGUAAUAAUGUGUAAUCAUGCCUGAAUCAAACUUCCUCACACUUAAACGUUUGCUUGUCCCCAAGUAAACCAAGUAAACACAAGGUAAGCUGGCAACCUCUUUCUGAACAAAAUUUGGGGUGCGACAUAGGGCACAAACCAAAUGAAUCACAUUUUACAGGCCCCUGGAUUUCUACCCCUAGGGGGUUAUUUAUAGGCCCCUGCAUAAGAUUAGCGAUCCGCUAAUGCCUCCUAACAUUGGUUACUGCAUUUCUACCUCUCGAGGGCUAUUUAUAGGCCCUUGCAUAAGAUUUUCUUCGAGGAAAAAGUAGGCAGGAAACACAUUUUUCGAGCUCCUUUCGGUCUCUUCCAGCUUGGUCAUUAAGUUUAGCAUAUUCCUUCAUAAUACGAGCUCGCUUUGAAGACUCCCCAAAAUGACUCCCCAAAAUGGUUGCACAUGCGUCCUUCUGGGCUUGGUUUGACUAAUUUUCAUGUUUUUUUUCGGACUUGAUCAAAUCUCACAUCCUGAAUCCCCAACAGUCGGACCUUGAUGUUCCCUACUCGUACAAGUUGGUACAUUAGGAUAAUCUGGGCUGAAAGCACAUGAAACACUACCAAAAGUGCAUCAAAAUAGUUAAAGCAAUCAUAGAGCUACUAAAAUGCACCUUAAGUGAUUAUCAAUCAAAUAGCAAUUGAUUAUGGCACUAAAGAUGUGAAAACAAUGCAAUUAUAGUCAUAAUAAAGGGGUAUACAAAAUAUUUUCUACGUGUCAUUAGACAAGCUAAAAAGUACUAGUGGGUCAACACAAUAAUCUCGCUCCAGCAGCCUUGUGUUCAGAUUUUUCUUCCCACCUUAUAGGCAACACUCUUGCGAAAAUGCCCUUCCACAAACUUCUAUAGAAGAAGGAAAUUUGAAAUGUAGCUUCAUCUUUUGCCAUUCCGCUUUAAUAUUAAGUGUAAACUACAACACAAAAUGUUGUCUAACUAGUUCACGCAUCACCACUUGCUGAAGAGGGAAGGUGGCUCAAAGGUAGAGUGAAAGUAAAUAGCAAAGUUGUCAGAACCAAUCGAAACAUGACCCGGUAAUGUGAAUGAUUCACACUUUAGUGGUUCAACCGAUAUUGACCGUUAAAAAACCGUUAGAGAAUUGGUACCUUAUAAACAAUAAUAUCAUAAGUAGUAGACACAUAAGAUAGUAAUUUCACAAUUUAAUGACUAAAAUAAAAUUUAUCAGGUACCAUUUAGGAAUAUUACAUAUUAUUAUAUAUAUAGUAACUAAAAAAACUCCACCCCCACCACCACUGCCCAACCCAAAGCGGCAGCGCCGCACACCUUCCUCACCUCCUCGUUCCCUCAAACUCUCAAUCUCUUUUCUAGUUUUCUUCCAUUUUUUUCUACAGUUUUCCUUCACAAAAACCCUACCCACCAUGCCAUGGUGCCACCACACCCAGCCUAACCGCCUCCCUCUAGCAAAUCUCCAACAGGAAGCGACACAGCAGCACCAUCGUCUCCGCCGCGCCCGCCGCCACCACCUUAUGCCGCAGCUCAUUUGCCAUCGCAAAUAUCACCUUACUCAACCCCUCUCACCGUGAUAAAUCGUUAUUUGUACAUGAUAUUUCCCACUAAUCUUGAACCGUUUGAGAGUUGAUUCUCGUGUUUUAAGCCGAUUUCAUGCUAGGUUGUGCUUUUAUGUCAUAUUUCAGGACCUGGCGCGGAAAGGAAGGCUUGGAGGCGAGCUUUGGGUCAAAAACACCAAGGAAACGGAAGGAGUAGUGCAAUGACCAAAAUCCCCGGUCUGGUCAUCAAAAAUCCGACCGAGGAAAUGGUUGAGAAGCCGGGGAAUCGCUUUAGAGAUUUUACCCGGUCUGGACCCCCCGUUCCCUGACCGGGUAAUUUCAGAGGGAGACCGGGUUUUAACCCAACAGGCUGCGCACCGUUUCGCUAUUACCUGUCCGGUUUGCUUAAAACCCAACCGGGUAAUUGGACCGGGUUUCAGGUAGGAGAGCUGUUAGAUGCGAAUUAUGGGUUUUUUGUCAAUUAAUCAAGUUUUGGAGAAAGAAAGUGAAACCUAGAGCGAGAAAGCGUUGAACUAAACCUCCAAAGUGACAUAGAUCGAGUUUUGACGCCAUUGGAGCUUGAUUGAAGUUUGGAGAAGUGCCGAUUGACAACCAUAAGCUGAUUGUCAUUCUCAACAGAAUGAUUUCUGCAUCUAAAACUGAUUUCUCUUUUCUCUCUAUGGAGUAAACUCUCUCUGUCACCUGGGUAUGAAGAACCCUAGAUUUUUAUGUUAAGUUUGGUUGUAUGAACCCAAGUACAUGAUCUUUUGACAUUGAUUAUAUUCAAUUGAGGCAUUAUUUUUUGAAUUGCAUGAAUCCUGAUCCAAUUCCUGUAGUUUUUGCUUUGACUUAAAAAGAGAAUAUCUGCCUAGGUUGAUAGAGCAUCCUUAAUUGAAGGUGGAGAAUUGACUACUUUGGUCGAGGAGUCAAUUCUCUACUCUGUACUGGAUUUACUCCGGUAGAGGAGGUUUUGCACGUUAGGACCUCAGUUUGUUUACUCCGGUGGAGGUUAGUCGCCCGCUAGGUAUUCAGAUUGUGAGGGUUUGGAGACCUUUAGUCGAUACUUCAAACUGAAUAAGAACCUUCCGCAAUAUAACUGUCAUUAAAUCUGAACUUGGUGAAUUAUUGUAGACACCACAUUUUGCCCAGAUUCGAAACUUUAUGACUACAUUUGAACGAUUUGGAGAGGGCAACCCAAAUUAGACGGCAAUACAAUUUUGGUUCGAGUUCCAAUGAGGUGAAGUAUUUGAGUUCGAUAUCAAGAAAGCGUACAACAAAGCAUCAUUGAAGAAUUUGAAACAUGAUACAAUCAUUCAAUUGCAAUACAAUGGUUAUGAAUCU
Linum trigynum is the source of this 8673-nucleotide messenger RNA. Lineage: Eukaryota; Viridiplantae; Streptophyta; Magnoliopsida; Malpighiales; Linaceae. The record is from the annotation of a GenBank genome assembly.